Paramecium tetraurelia is the source of this 1227-nucleotide messenger RNA. RefSeq lists its product as uncharacterized. Gene Ontology annotation, biological process: proteolysis. Gene Ontology annotation, molecular function: serine-type D-Ala-D-Ala carboxypeptidase activity. NCBI's taxonomy places the organism in Eukaryota, Ciliophora, Oligohymenophorea, Peniculida, Parameciidae. The record is from RefSeq and is a predicted model, not a curated record. The transcript is spliced from 4 exons.
AUGAAGCAAGAAUACUCCGAAAACAGACAGCAACUCCUCAGUCUCAAAUACCAACCCACAAGCACAAACAACUAUCGCAAUCAAUUGUUUUGGCAACCGCAAACUGAUAAUCUCAAUAGCACCUUAAUGUUGGCCCAAAGAAUAUUCAGAGAGUAUAAGUAAAAUAAGUUCCAAGUCAGAAAGGUUUCCGCAAUUCAUCAACAAUUAAAAGAAAAAGAACCCGAACAAAAGAAGCAGAAGACAACCAUCAUCGACUCCAAAAGAUUUCACAUGUAUAGUCACCCCAAAAAUACCAGGGUCAAACAACUCAACUCCACUGCCAACAAUUCCUUCUAUUCCAAAAAGAGCACAGAAAAAUAUUAAUAAUCAUCCCCCAUUAAACCCAAGACUGCCUCCUCCAUUUCAAGAGCCAAACGUAUGCUUCCAUAAUAAAUCUCCAUUUCACCCAUAGACAGUGUCGGCCCUUUGGUUUCUGCUUAAAGUUGGUGCAUCCUUAAUGGAAAGAAUGGCCAAUUGAUGAGCGGCCAACAUCAAUAUAAAAGCAGACAAAUGGCUUCAAUCACAAAAAUCAUGACAUGUUGGCUAGCACUCAAACUCACACAGUAAUAUCACUUGGACCUUGAUAACACAUACUUCACAGUGCCAGAAAAAGCAGAAAGGAUUGGAGGCACAACAGCACAACUCUCAAGUGGUGAUAAACUCAGCAUUAGAGAUCUGCUCUAUGGGUUGAUGUUACCAUCUGGUAAUGAUGCAGCAAUCUCCAUACAACACAAUUUUGAACUUUAUAAAGGUUGUGACUUUAUUUAACAAAUGAAUCAAAGUGCCCAAGACAUUGGAAUGGAAAUGACUUCCUAUUCUAAUCCACAUGGUAUGAAUUCAUGUUUGUAUCACGAAGACAAUUACUCCUCUGCUUACGAUAUUGGAGUCCUAACUUAUAAUGCCAUGCAAAACUUACAGUUCGCAAGCAUUGUCAAAACCAAAAUCUAUUUUAGUGAAAUCGAAGACAAAUUUGGAGAGUCGAAGGAGAUCUUUUGGGAAAACACGAAUAAAAUGUUAUAUCAAGGAUUUAGAGGAGUUAAGACAGGCAUAACAAAAGAGGCUGGUCCAUGUGUUGUAGAGUAUUUUGAAGACAACCAAAAUUCCUACAUUAUAGUACUCUUAAAUUGUAGAUCGGUGGAUCAAAGAUGGCAAGAUACCAUCAAAUUAUUGGAUUGGAUAAGAUAAUGA